AUGUUUGUCAAGUAUUUGGGUGCGGUGGUUUGCAUUUUUGCUACCUCGGUCGUGUCCCAGACAUAUACCGACUGCAAUCCUACCGAGAAGACCUGUGAUCCCGCUCCGGCCCUCGGCAACUUGACUAUUGAUUGUGAUUUCACCCAGGGAGCUUGCAGCGACUUCACCGCCGCAAGCGGGACCACGAUCACAUACGAUGACAAUGGCGCCCUCUUUUCUAUCGAGAAUGAUACCCAGGCCCCCACCCUCUCGACAUCGCGAUACAUCUUCUUUGGCCGCGUGGAAGUUCAACUAAAGGCGGCUGUCGGGCAAGGAAUCAUCACAUCCGUUGUGCUGCAGUCCGCGGAUCUUGAUGAAAUUGACUGGGAGUGGUUUGGAGGGAAGGACACUGAGGUCGAGAGUAACUACUUUGGCAAAGGCGAUACCACUACCUAUGAUCGUGAAGAGUACCACGAUGUUACUACGCCGCUCUCGGCUUAUCACAACUACACAAUCGAAUGGACUUCUUCAAAGGUUGAGUGGAUUAUUGACAGUGUGGUCGUCCGAACUCUGAACUACGCGGAUGCUGAAUCAGGUACUCGUUUCCCUCAGACUCCCAUGCAGCUCAAGAUCGGUACCUGGGCUGGCGGCCUCUCAACCAACUCCGAGGGUACCAUCGAAUGGGCUGGCGGUGUUACUGAUUUCAGCGAGGCUCCUUUCCAGGCCUGGUACAAGUCCGUGUCCGUCGUUGACUACGCCGGCGGCAACUCCUCUGCCACGGAGAGUAUCACUGAGUAUGUCUACAGCGAUACUUCUGGCUCACAUGAAAGCAUCACCGUGGUCAAGGGCGAGAGUGUCUCGGUUGAAAAUCUCACCAUCAACAAUUCAACCUCACUCGUCACUACAGCGAGUGGAUCAAACGCCUCGAACGAUACUACCGGUUCAAACAGCACCACGACCAGCAGCACCAGCACUACUGCGGCCCAGGCUACAAGUGCGACAUCUACUGUCACUACCAGCAAUGACGCGGCUUCCGGUUCCGUCUCCACUCUUUUCGCCAUCUGCGCUGCCGCUAUCAUGAUUUCCGCUUUCUAA
Clonostachys rhizophaga is the source of this 1074-nucleotide messenger RNA. The record is from the annotation of a GenBank genome assembly. NCBI's taxonomy places the organism in Eukaryota, Fungi, Ascomycota, Sordariomycetes, Hypocreales, Bionectriaceae.